GACAGAUCUCUUGAAGUGCACAGUCAUAUUUCUAGACGAAGCAUAAGGAUGGAGUUUCCCAGUUUAGGAAAGCAUUGCUUUGAGUCGAGUUGUAAACAACUGGAUUUUCUUCCUAUGAAAUGUGAUGCCUGUUCAAACAUCUUUUGUCGGGAUCAUAUCAAGUAUGACACUCACAGUUGUACAGAAUCAUACAAGAAGGACAAUCAAGUUCCUGUCUGUCCACUAUGCAAUGAGGCCAUAUCGGUGAAGAAAGGUGACCUCCCUGAUGCUGUUGUGAGUCGCCACAUAGACAAUGACUGCUCCUCAGAUCUUGCCAAACAGAGAAGAAAGAUCUAUACUAAUAAGUGUUCCUUCAAAGGCUGCAAGCAGAAAGAGCUUGUGCCAGUAAAGUGUGACAAGUGCCAUCAAAACUUCUGUUUCCGUCACCGCCACGAAACUGACCACAAGUGUCAGGGAUUUGAGAACACUGGUCAAGGGAUAUCAAAUGCAGGUGUCGCAGCUCUCUUUAGGAGGAAAACUAGUGCAGGUUCUUCAUCUGGCAGCUCCACAUCUCAGAAACCCCGCAAACAGCCACAACAGACAACACUGACCUCCUUCGGCAGAGGCCUGGACAGGGAGCGUAGAGAGAGGCAGCAAAGACAAGCUGCACCACCAACAGCAGCAGCAGCAACAUUGCCAGCUGGCAUGACGGAGGAUGAAGCUCUUGCCCGUGCAAUACAAUUGUCUAUGGCUGAAGGUCAGUCACAACCGCGACCAGCGCAGGGCAAAAAACAAGGCCUGACAGCCCAGGAGCAGGAAGACCAGCUGUUGGCCCAGGCCCUGGCAGCCAGUGAGGAGGAGGCCAGGAGGGAUCAGAGGAGGAGGGCAGUGAAAGUGUCAGCGUGAGUGUAUGGUCCUGAUCGGAGUUUCCGUCUAUUGCAGCAGCAUCAACAGCAAGAAAAAUCAAUGUGCGAAGUUUCCUGAAACAGAUGAUGAGGAAAUGACUUGGCAUUCAACCUAUCCUACCUUAGUGGCCUGAAUGGUAUUGUCCAGAUAAAGACAUGGAAUGUACCAUAGUUUCUUCCAGGGUGUAUUAAGCGUAUUGUGGAAUGGGGAAUACUUUCAAAGAUUGUGUGCAAUGAUUGUUAUCCUGCAUUCUCUGCAGUUUCAUUUCGUCAUGUUUAAAUAUAGAUUGUUGAAUUUUAUACCGAAAGUUUUACUGUCAUGAACAGCCUCUCCAACCAUCUCAACAGUGAGGGUCACAGUGACAUUUAUCUUUUUAAUACUAGUCCAAUGUUACACUUUACAUCUUUAGAAAUAAUACUUUCUGAUCAUAUUUUGAAUGGCUUCAUACUUGCGUGUAUGAGGUUCAGGCUUGUCAGUUAUUGUGUCAUGGUGAAUAUACCAGAAUCUAUACUACUCAGUAGAAGUUAAGGACCACCCGAGGACCACUGCUAUACUUAAUCUGAUAUGCCAUUUCAGAUUACCUAUAUCAAUAUGAAAGAAUCGUGUGGUCUGUAACUUCUUUUGAGUAGUAUUCUGUCCAUUCAAAGCUUUGAUUGUGGCGCUUUCAGUAUGGAGUAGCCAGAUUGUGUUCUGUUGACAGAACCUUGAUAAAAGUAUACUAUUCAACAUUUGCAGAGGACCACUCAAUAAUUAUGGCCAUCUGGUGUGUGAUUGAGAGUGAGUUAAUAUCUAAAGUUACAUCUGCAGUAUUUCAGCCAUAUCGUGACCUGUCCGGCAGUGAAUCUCAAGUUUGAUAAUUAUGCAUAUACUUCCUUGAUUGCAACUCACUUCCAGUAUGUUGAGCACUGUUAACACUUAUCAUCAUAUUCCAAUCAUAGUUUUUCUGAUUUAUUUAUUCCAUGAUUUAUGCAUUUUGACACUUUGUAACAAUUUUAUGUACCGGUACUUUGUUUCUACCAUUGUCUUUUGGAGAAUAUUGUGGGACUUUUUGAAAUGUUUCUUCAAAUUUUCUGUCAUUUUAUAAAAAUAAUAAUCAACUUUAUCAACUUUCGAUAUUCUUGUUUGAACUAUUCUUGUACUUGAUCAUGAAAAUUGUUAAUUAUCGAACAUGUCUAAAAUCCAGUGUGGUUCUCAUCAGAGGGGAAAUUAUUAACGUGCAUAUGUUGAAGAGUAUUGUUAAGUUUGAUUUCGUGGUGUCCAUGUUUAUCUGAAUGUUUUAUGUCUGUGAUAUCAAUAAAGUGUAUAUAUAUUUGAAA
This is a messenger RNA of Haliotis rufescens (red abalone), 2201 nucleotides long. RefSeq names its product AN1-type zinc finger protein 2A-like. Gene Ontology annotation, cellular component: endoplasmic reticulum; cytoplasm. Bases 49 to 885 code for a protein of 278 amino acids. Gene Ontology annotation, biological process: proteasome-mediated ubiquitin-dependent protein catabolic process; protein targeting to ER. The record is from RefSeq and is a predicted model, not a curated record. The transcript is spliced from 11 exons. NCBI's taxonomy places the organism in Eukaryota, Metazoa, Mollusca, Gastropoda, Lepetellida, Haliotidae. Gene Ontology annotation, molecular function: zinc ion binding.